This is a messenger RNA of Rosa chinensis, 960 nucleotides long. RefSeq lists its product as uncharacterized. Bases 1 to 960 code for a protein of 319 amino acids. Lineage: Eukaryota; Viridiplantae; Streptophyta; Magnoliopsida; Rosales; Rosaceae. The transcript is spliced from 5 exons. The record is from RefSeq and is a predicted model, not a curated record.
AUGGUUUUGGGGGAGAAUUUUAAGGCUUGCUGGUCUAUGGUCUCUAGGGAUGUGAUUGCUGUUGUGUGUAACUUCUUUGAGUUGGCCUUUAUUCCUCCUCACUUUAAUUCUAAUCGGACCAUUCUAAUUCCAAAGAAGUUGGAAGCGGAGAGUAUAUCUGAUUACAGGCCAAUAGCCUUGGCUAACUUUUUUUUUAUGGUUAUCACCAAGAUAUUGGCGAAUCGCUUGGGUCUGGUUGCCUCGAGGAUUGUCUCCCCCAACCAGAGUGCUUUCAUACGAGGUCCGAAAAUAUUACAAUUAAAUUUGAUAUUGCCAAGGCCUUUGAUACUAUUGAUUGGAGCUUCCUUCUACGGGUUCUCCGAGCUUUUGGCUUCGACCCAGGAGGAGGUUCUUAGAAGGGGUAUCUCGCAGCUCGUAACUCAAAAUAAUCUAGAUUGCAUGGCAGCUCCAGGAUCUUGCUCAACCCCAUCUCAUGUUUUGUUUGCAGACGACGUAAUGGUUUUCAUGCAGGCUAGCUCUCAUGGCCUCCAUGCUCUUUCAGAUUUUAUGGAGGAGUAUGCAGCCAAUUCAGGGCAGUAUGUUAAUAAGGAAAAAUCUCUCCUUUUUAUUGGACGGCCUAAAAGCAAAGGCGGCUUAAACUUGAAAAACUUGUUUGUUUUGAAUCAAGCUCUUCUUCUCAAGAGAGGGUGGGAUGUGGUAUCUAAAUCCUCUCCAUCUGCCAUCUUUCUACAUGAACGGUUUCUAGUGGAUGGGCUGAAGUCUUGUAGCUACUAUAAAAAGUCGUCUGUUUGGCUUGGGUUGAAGCAGGUUUUUCCAGAAAUUACAGCUUCGCUUACUUCCCAUACGCUGCCAGAUAAGCCGUUAAGUGACCAGGUGGUUUGGGCUAAAUCUUCAUCGGGUAUGUUAACUUCAAAGGAGGCAUAUAAUUCCCUUCUCCCUCUUCCUCCCUCUGUGGAGUAG